CUGCACUGGCUCUUGGAUUUCUGGUCGCACUUUCUCAGGCGGCGUCGAUUGGAUCGGUUCGGAUCGUUCGGGUUUUUUAGGGGUUCUCUGUCCGCUGUCUGUCCAACAAUUUUCAAUAACUUCUCGUAGUCUCUGCUGCGCAUGCGAAUAUCAAAUAGAAAAGCAGAACCAAACCGAAAAAGUGCGAAAAAAAAGUGGAGCAAGAACGAUAACACCUUCGAAUGUGGGGGGAAAAAGAAAACAAACGGCAACGGGGCGCAACUAAGUGUAAAGUGGAAAUGCAGUCCAAAUAAUGGCUGAGAUUUCUCGUUAACUCGUUCUGUGUGUGUUUACCUUUGUGCGUCGCCAGCAUUAUUUGACCGAAAAUUCUGAACUCUUCUGAGACUUCGGAGACCGAUCGCGAUCGCUCAUUAUCGCUUGCGCAAUUGCGUUUACCUUCUCCCAACAACAACUUCAACUUCAACUUCAAUUUCAAACCGCCCACUAAAACGCCGACGCCGUGUAUUUUACAACAUUAUCGAUUUGUUUGGCUUUAUUUACUUGGUUACUAGCUUAUCGCAGUGCCCCGAAAAAAAGGAGCGUCCAUUAGCACAACUGAAUCCCAAAAGAAAAUAACGAAAAACGGAAAACACUCCCGAGGAUUAUUCAAAUAUUUUGUGUGUGCAUCUCGGUUAGCUGAUAAGAUGACCACCCGUGCAGUGUCCAGGUGCAAUAGGCCCAUAAAUUGAGCCCCUUGGCUUUCAUCUUUGAGAUAAAUCCCCCCGUCGGACUUGUGACAAUGAGCGGUAUGCGUCCGGGCAGCGUUUGUGAUACCACACCGCUUCAGAGAUUCGAGAGCCAGAGCAGCAGUAGCGAGGAGCCUUCUUCACCGACGGCGGCCAGCAUUGUAGCCGCCGCCAAUGCUGGGGCAACUUCUAAUCCCAACCACAACAAUAACAACCAUGUGAAACUCGACUUGCAGAUGCCCACGUUCGUUGGGGGCAACCAGCGUCCAAAUGGCACAGGACCGAAGCCCAUGCGAGGUCCCCGCCAGAUAUUCCAACGGAUUUUCGUGGAUCUCUGCUUGCUCAGCUGUGUGGGACUGCCUAUGCUGGGAUUCUCCGUUUGGGGCGAGCCUUUCAAAAGGGGCUUCUUCUGCAAUGACAAUUCCCUGCAACAUCCUUACAAGGAGUCCACUAUGCGCAGCUGGGUGCUAUAUUUAAUGUGCGGAGUCUUGCCAGUUUCAGUUAUUGUUGUUGUGGAGUUCUUUAGAGCACAGGACAAGCGGUUGCGUGGCGAAAAAUACAAGACCGGCAGUGGCUAUCACAUCUGCCACUUGGAGUUGCCGAAAUGGCUGCUGGAGUGCUAUCGUAAAAUAGGAAUCUUUAUAUUCGGUCUGGGGGUAGAGCAACUAACUACAAAUAUAGCCAAGUAUGCUAUUGGGCGGCUGAGACCGCAUUUCUUUUCUCUUUGUCAACCUGUUUUACCGGACGGCAGUACUUGCAGUGAUCCCAAGAACUUCGGUCUUUAUAUCGAGGACUUUGCUUGCUCCGCGGUGGACAUCACUUCGAAGCGAAUGAAGGAUGUGCGACUAUCGUUUCCCAGUGGACAUGCCAGUUUUGCGUGCUAUGCCAUGCUCUAUUUGGCGAUUUACUUGCAACACAGGAUGCAGUGGUCGCGCUGCCGCAUGUUGCGCCACUUGCUGCAGUUCAUGUUGCUGAUGUUCGCCUGGUAUACGGCCCUCACUCGAAUUUCUGACUACAAACAUCACUGGUCUGAUGUCUUGGCAGGAUCAUGCAUCGGUCUUACCUAUGCUAUAAUUGUGUCUUCCUUAUAGACCUCGACUAUGUGGUAAGCUGACAUCUGAAGACAACCAGGGGGUUACAAACCCCAAGACCCCACCGCGCUGAGCUGCUACCGCUUUAAGAUGUCUCAUCGGCUUUGAAUUUCAGUUUUAUUCUAGUUUUAACUUUUGACCAUGUCUACCACUAAGUACUAUUUAUCUUUAUGUGACAGGUUUUACUUAAUAAAUUUCAGUUAAAUGUGUUGUAA
Molecule: messenger RNA, 2031 nt
Organism: Drosophila ananassae
Lineage: Eukaryota; Metazoa; Arthropoda; Insecta; Diptera; Drosophilidae
Product: putative phosphatidate phosphatase
Exons: 6
Coding region: 779-1816 (345 amino acids)
Biological process (GO): signal transduction; phospholipid dephosphorylation; phospholipid metabolic process
Molecular function (GO): phosphatidate phosphatase activity
Source: RefSeq, a predicted model, not a curated record